AGAAGAAAGAAAAAAAUUCUCCAUAAAAAUCCUUGAAAUUGUUUUUCGGGUUUUUUUUGUUCUCUCUUCACUAUUUUCAACUCUAUCAAUCGCUAACAGUAACAUUGUCGUCGUAACAUUUGUCGAAAUUAUCCAUUAUCAUGAUUAUGUUGUUUAUGUUGUGAGAAUCGAUUGAAUUUUUUUUUCAUUUUUAUUACCAUUGUAAUGAUUGGUGAUGUGCGAUUAAUGAUGAUCAUCAUUAUCAUCAUGAUGUUGAUGGCAAACAGAAGAACAAAACAAAAACAAGACAAAUCGAAUAAAAAAUCUCGACCAUUUUACUGCCAUCUAUGAACAAAACGAUGAUUUACCGUGAAUCAUAACAGUCUAAAUCAGUUUUUUUCAUUUCAUCAUCAUUGUCGUUAAUUUUUUUUUUGAAUUUUUUCUUAUUUUUUCUUUUUAUAUUUAUCAUAUCUUUUCAUCUACAGUAAAAAAAAAUGGCACCAAGUGGUAUAAAAAUUUCUAAACGUAAUGAUAAAAAGAAAAAAUCAACGAAAAAAUCGCCAAAGCUCAAAGUGUUGGAACAACGUAUGACAAGAUCGAAAUUGAAAGAAAUUCAAAAUGAACAACAAAAACAACAACAGUCACAACAACAACAACAACAACAACAACAACAAUCAGAAAUAGAAAUUUCUGAACCAAAAGAAUCGAUUCCCCGGAAUCAAGUAUUAUUGACAUCAUUACCGAAAUUUGUAUUCAAUAUACCUGGAUCACAAACCAUAUGGAAUGAUAUUAUUGGCUUUGAUAUUGAUGAUGAAAUUAGGAAAAAAUUUCAUCAUUUAUUAAAAGAUUUAGAUGCAAUGCAAAAAUCCAUAUUGGCCAAAUGCAUUGUCGAUCAUGGUAUUGAAUCGGUAAUGGCAAAUUCUGACAUCAUGUUUAUCGAUGAUGAUGAUGAUGAUGAUAAACAAAUUAAUAUGCAAAACAUGCCUAUACUACAACCAAGAUGUUUUAUCAAUAUUGCAACACAAACAACCGAUUGAUUGAUUGAAUGAUUCUUUGAAGAAUUUUUUUUUUUUUUCUAAUUUGUUUUUAAUAU
Molecule: messenger RNA, 1072 nt
Organism: Dermatophagoides farinae (American house dust mite)
Lineage: Eukaryota; Metazoa; Arthropoda; Arachnida; Sarcoptiformes; Pyroglyphidae
Source: RefSeq, a predicted model, not a curated record